UAACUGGAUGCGAAAUUCCCUCUCUAAGCCUAUCAGCCACCCAUCUCAAUUCAGAUACUCCCCCAAGUUAUACCUGUCUGCUCCAUACCCUUGCUUUGUUAAAAGCCCUCUCUGAUUACAGUGUAGGCUUCCGAUUCUUGCAGCCUGUUUGAUGAAUGAACGAAUGAAUGGAUGGAUGGAUGGCAGGAGCCGUAACGUGCAAUUGGCCGCUGCUGUUAUGACGUUACUGAGCAGCACGUGCGCGUGUUUGUGCACAGCCUCCCGCCAGUCGAACGCGAGGACGUUUGACGGUUGCAAGCGGCCGGGCGGAGUGCGAGGCCAAGGCAUCCCGGGGACUCUAAAUGGGUGAUCCAGAGAAAGGAAAGAAAAUUUUUGUUCAAAAGUGUGUUGUAUGCCACACAAUUGAAAAAGGUGGAAAGCAUAUGGUUGGCCCAAACCUCUGGGGUCUUUUUGGGCGUAAGACUGGUACUGCUCCAGGAUAUUCAUAUACUGAUGCAAACAAAAAUAAAGGCAUCACAUGGGGAGAAAGCACUCUGAUGGAAUAUUUGGAGAACCCCAAAAAAUACAUUCCUGGAACAAAAAUGCUGUUUGCUGGUAUCAAGAAGAAAAGUGAACGUGCUGACCUCAUUGCAUAUUUAAAGACAGCUUCAUAGUAAAAGCUUUACAGAAAUGCUUAAUUUAACUUCUAAAAUGUGCUUUUUUUUGUUAGCCAUUCAAAAAUUUGGUAACGAGUAAAUUGCUUAAGUAAUUCAUCAACUUCUCUGUUUAGUGCUAACUUGUUAGCUGUUUCUUACGAACUGUAAUAGAAAUGAUUUGAAUAUCUAACAAUUUCAAUUCUAAAAUAAAAUUAGACAUUUUUCAA
Chiloscyllium plagiosum (whitespotted bambooshark) is the source of this 862-nucleotide messenger RNA. NCBI's taxonomy places the organism in Eukaryota, Metazoa, Chordata, Chondrichthyes, Orectolobiformes, Hemiscylliidae. The record is from RefSeq and is a predicted model, not a curated record.